UAGUGGUUGAAGCAAUGGGUGAAGUCCCUUCUUCCAUCAGUCAAUAAGGGAAUCACUGUAAUUUAUACUGUUUAAUCAAUUCAUAUUUCAUGUGUAAUCAUCAGUGAAAUAGAACAGAUAGUAUAUAUAUAUGUUGCAAUACUUAUUGUAAAUAUUGAAUUUUAAUAUUAAUCGUAACGUUUGAAGUUAACCUCUUCGCAAUUGUCGUAUUCUGUUACAAAUACGAUAUCAAGAAUAACGUUAGAGAGUUACUAGAAUCGUGAAUAAAAUAUUCUAUCGUUAUCAUGAUAGCGAAUGAAAAGUAAUAUUUAUGAUUAUCUAAUCGUACUUUUAUAACCAGGUGAAAAAAAAUGGGAUUUCAAGAUUCGAUGCAGUACAUAUUAUUCACUAACCCAAUCGCUACUACUGCAAAAUCGUAUGUUUGGAAUUCGACUGCAUCGCUAUUAGGUUUUGCGAAACCUCGCUCUGUAGAAUUAACAAUGGCACCACAAAUACCUUUAUGGAAAUUAGCUAGAGCUACAGGACCAUAUGUAAGACUUGCUGCUCUUAGUGGAGCAGCAGCUGUGGCAAUUGGAGCUUAUGGCUCUCACAAGAAAUAUGCAGAGGAUAUGCAACACGAGCAAAAAGUUUUUGAAACUGCAAGCAAAUACCAUUUUGUUCACACAUUAGCAUUAUUGGGUUUACCUCUAUGUAGAAAGCCGUUUUUGGCUGCAACAUUCUUUAUGUCUGGAAUAGCAUUAUUCUGUGGAACGUGCUACUAUUCUGCAUUUACGGGUGAUAAACAAUUUAAUAGAAUAACACCAGUAGGUGGUUUUUGUUUUAUAUUCGGAUGGUUGAUUAUGUGCAUAUAAAUUUUUCAAGAAAUAUAAGAACCUUUGUAUGAAAAUGAAGAAAAAAACAGAAUAAUAUAAACAAUAAACGGAUUCUGCAACUAUUAUACCAACAUCAUAAAAAAAUGUUACUGUCAAUGUAUUGUUGUCUCGAAAUAAAUUAUCUUCCUAUGA
Messenger RNA from Hylaeus volcanicus, 1004 nucleotides. Its product is annotated as transmembrane protein 256-like. The transcript is spliced from 4 exons. Lineage: Eukaryota; Metazoa; Arthropoda; Insecta; Hymenoptera; Colletidae. The coding region runs from base 351 to 851 and encodes 166 amino acids. The record is from RefSeq and is a predicted model, not a curated record.